UUGGAAGUUGGAGCAUUAUUAUGCAUAAAAAAGCCCAUCACAGAGGAAAUAGCAAGGUACCUAUGGCAGCUCGUGGUAACGCGCAAAAGAAAGAAAAACGAGUUGAAUAUGGCAUCCAAUAUUUAUAAUAAUAUUGGAGUUGGGGAAUUCAAAUUCAAUGAUAUUAUAAGCGAAAAUGCUAAUUCAGAGGAAAGUCAUAACAACAUAAAAAUAAAAUGUGAAAAUGAUGUUGAUCAUCAAGAAAUUGUUAGCAUAAGAAGCAAGGUUUGGACCGAGUGGACUCAGGAACUUCAUGAUAAGUUCAUGUUUGCCGUCAGACAGCUUGGACCAGGAAGAUGUUAUCCAAAAGAUAUUCUCGAGGUAAUGAAUGUACCUGGCCUCACAAGAAUGCAAGUAGCAAGCCAUCUUCAGAAAUGCCGAAUAGGAAGUUGGACACCUCCGAAUGAGAGGACAAAGAGACUAUGCCUCGGCCUUCAUCACAUAACUCCAAAUGCACAAAAUAAUAUGGAAGCACUUGAGUCCAAGGCUUCUUCUAUCCCAUUUCCCUUUGAUGCUUCAUCUUAUUAUAACCAAACUCACUACUUGGAGUUUCCAAGUAUUGAUAGUGUUACACAAAGUUUCUGUGCCCAUGAGGAAGUUCCCAUAAACUAUAAUGAGACUUUCAUGAACAAUGCAAAUGUGGAGAAAUGCUGGGAAAAUACUUCAAAAACUGGAGAUGAUGAUGUUGGGAAAGCUCAAGUAGUGGGGAAGAAUAAUGAGGAAGAGUAAUGUGAUGCUUGAUUUGAAGAUUUUACAAUUUUUAUGCCUUUGAAGCAUUAUUAAUAUAUGCAGUUCAUACU
This is a messenger RNA of Salvia miltiorrhiza (redroot sage), 839 nucleotides long. Its product is annotated as two-component response regulator-like APRR2. Gene Ontology annotation, biological process: regulation of DNA-templated transcription. The record is from RefSeq and is a predicted model, not a curated record. Gene Ontology annotation, cellular component: nucleus. The transcript is spliced from 4 exons. Lineage: Eukaryota; Viridiplantae; Streptophyta; Magnoliopsida; Lamiales; Lamiaceae. The coding region runs from base 109 to 768 and encodes 219 amino acids. Gene Ontology annotation, molecular function: DNA binding; DNA-binding transcription factor activity.